Auanema sp. JU1783 is the source of this 1131-nucleotide messenger RNA. The record is from the annotation of a GenBank genome assembly. NCBI's taxonomy places the organism in Eukaryota, Metazoa, Nematoda, Chromadorea, Rhabditida, Rhabditidae.
AUGGAAGAACUUUCAUCGAAUUCGACUUUCCCAACUCCCGUCAUUGGAAAUCUAUUGACAUCAGAUCUGAUUCAGCUAAUUGUUUUCUUCAUACUAUUCAUAGUUGGCUUACCGGUUAAUAUAUCUACACUCAUCUAUAUGCUUAAACGAUAUCAACACGCAAGGAGUUUUCUUUUAUUAAUUCACAUUAAUUUGAAUAUAUCUGACAUCUUAGUAUUAGGAGUUCAUCUACCAGGUUUAAUGGGAUGGCUCAUUACUAGUCAAUGGCUAGCAGGAAAUGCUAUGUGCAAAAUUAUGAGAUUUUUGGAUGCAUUCGUGUGGGCGGCAAGCUCCAAUAUAAUGGUCUGCGUUGCUCUGUAUCGUCUAACGGCAUUAAGAUACCCAUUAUGGGUAUCAGCUGUUGGGCAUAGUCAAGUUCCAAGGAUGCUCGCAACAGCAUGGACACUAGCUGCUAUUUCAACUUCACCACAACUUUUCAUAUGGCGACAGGUUGAAUUUCCAAACAUCACGCAGUGUCAGUCAAUUUGGGCAAACAAAAUCAGCCUGGAGCGUAUGGAACGACUACAAAACCCGGGAGUUGACCCUUCAGUCAUGAUGACAGAGGAUGACAUGUGGUGGAUGAAAUUCUAUGAUAUACAGCAUGUUAUAAUUAUAUUUUACAUUCCACUGUUUAUCCUAGUAGUUUGCUAUUUUCUAAUUGUUAAAGAUAUAUAUAAGACUUUGAACAAUGACCAAGACUCAUCGUCUGUGAUGUACAUGAGUGAGAUCAGCCGUUUAUCCACUUGUGGCAAAAGAGUAGCGCCUAAAGAGAGUACGAGUUUAGUUUCAGUAGCAGUAAGGCCUAUCAGAGGCCAAGACAAGUUCAAAAGAGCGAAAGUGCGCUCAUUAAGGAUUACACUCUUGCUAAUUCUGACCUACGCAAUCACAUGGCUUCCCUAUAAUCUUCUCACAUGGUGGAUGAUUAUCUCUUUCGAUACUUUCACUGAUUAUCAGGAAGCUCUAUUUCCACUUGGCUUUCUAGUUAUUCUCAAUAGUGUGAUAAAUCCCUUUAUUUAUGGCAGGUUCCAAGGAUUGAAACUAUUAUUUUCUUGCAAAAAAACAAAAAACAAGAGGAAAUGGUUGCGAUCUUAA